This is a messenger RNA of Saxophila tyrrhenica, 1017 nucleotides long. RefSeq names its product Twinfilin-1 (gene TWF1). Gene Ontology annotation, molecular function: actin monomer binding; actin filament binding. The coding region runs from base 1 to 1017 and encodes 338 amino acids. Gene Ontology annotation, cellular component: actin filament; cytoplasm. The transcript is spliced from 2 exons. Gene Ontology annotation, biological process: barbed-end actin filament capping; actin filament depolymerization. The record is from RefSeq and is a predicted model, not a curated record. Lineage: Eukaryota; Fungi; Ascomycota; Dothideomycetes; Mycosphaerellales; Extremaceae.
AUGCAGUCCGGAAUAUCAGCCUCCCAAGAACUCCAGAAUGCCUUCAACACCCUCGUCUCCGACCCCUCCCAACGCGCCCUCUUCGCAACGAUCGAGUCCGAGUCGUUACGCCCUUCCAAUACCAUUGCCUUGACCAACGACUCCUUCACCGACGACCUCGAGCAAUUGCAGUCUCACCUCUCGCCCAACCAAGCAACCUACAUCCUGCUCAAAACUCAUCCCAACGAAGCGAACGGCUAUGCGGCGAUUACAUUCGUCCCGAAUGCCGCACCGGUACGGCAGAAGAUGCUGUUCGCUUCGACACGUUUGACACUAGUUCGUGAGCUGGGCAUUGAGCGCUUUAGACAGACUGUCUUCACGACUGAGAAGUCCGAGUUGACUGCCACCGGCUGGGCGAAGCAUGAGGUGAGCGAGUCCGUCUCUGCGCCAUUGACAGAAGAGGAGAGUGGGCUGCAGGGUGUUAAAGAGGCUGAAGCGCGAGAAGCACAGGGUACGGGUGCGAGAAGAGGGCAUGUCAGCAGUCGGGUGGAUGUCAAGACUGGGGAGGGCGUGGUGGAGGCGCUGAGCGGAUUGAAGGAGGAAGGAUGUAAAGGCACCCUGGUACAGCUGAAGUAUGUGCUGCCGGAUGAGACACUGCAGCUUGACUCUUCGUCGGAUGGCGUCGGAGGGGCGGAAGUGGGAGGGAGAAUCGAGUCGAAGGAGCCCCGGUAUAGCUUCUACUCGCAUCCUGAUGCGGACGGGGUGAAGAUCAUGUUUAUCUACACUUGUCCGGCAGGCUCGAAGAUCAAGGAGAGGAUGAUUUACAGUACUGGCAAAAGCUGGACGAGGACGGUCGCAGAACGAGAUGCUGGGCUGGAGAUUGCAAAGUCCUUGGAGGCUACCGAGCCUGCAGAGAUUACGGCCGAUGCGCUGAACGAGGGUAUCUCUGCGGCUGCGUCAGACGGGCAAGAGAGUGGAUCCGCGACGCCUGUGGGAGGCGGUGGCUUUGCGAGGCCGAAGCGACCGGGGCGCCGGUGA